Poecilia latipinna (sailfin molly) is the source of this 2936-nucleotide messenger RNA. It is a transcript of the gene zbtb16a, whose product is annotated as zinc finger and BTB domain containing 16a. Gene Ontology annotation, biological process: regulation of transcription by RNA polymerase II. The transcript has 5 exons. Gene Ontology annotation, molecular function: DNA-binding transcription activator activity, RNA polymerase II-specific; RNA polymerase II cis-regulatory region sequence-specific DNA binding. The record is from RefSeq and is a predicted model, not a curated record. Gene Ontology annotation, cellular component: nucleus. The coding region runs from base 17 to 820 and encodes 267 amino acids. NCBI's taxonomy places the organism in Eukaryota, Metazoa, Chordata, Actinopteri, Cyprinodontiformes, Poeciliidae.
AUUGACUCUCUUACCAAUGGGGUACAGUUGGUAUAACUCUGUUUUUUUUUCUCUCGUUUACAGAAAGAUGCACAGUGGAAUGAAGACCUACAGCUGUGAGCUUUGCGGGAAGAGCUUUCUCGACAGUCUCCGUCUACGGAUGCACUUGCUCUCCCAUUCAGCUGGAGAGAAGGCCAUCGUUUGUGACCAGUGUGGCGCCCAGUUCCAGACCGAGGAAUCCCUGGAGGCUCACCGGCAGAUCCACACCGGGUCGGACAUGGCCAUCUUUUGCCUUCUUUGUGGGAAGCGUUUCCAGACCCAGACAGCACUGCAGCAGCACAUGGAAGUGCAUGCCGGCGUUCGCAGCUACAUUUGCAGCGAAUGCAACCGUACUUUCCCCAGCCAUACUGCACUCAAACGCCACCUCCGCUCACACACAGCAGGGGACCACCCAUUCGAGUGUGAAUUCUGCGGUAGCUGCUUCCGAGACGAGAGUACACUGAAGGGCCACAAGCGCAUCCACACUGGGGAGAAGCCCUAUGAAUGUAACGGCUGUGGGAAGAAGUUCAGCCUCAAGCACCAGCUGGAAACCCACUACCGUGUGCACACAGGUGAGAAGCCAUUCGAGUGCAAGCUGUGCCACCAGCGAUCCAGGGACUACUCGGCCAUGAUCAAGCACCUGCGCACCCACAAUGGCGCCUCGCCCUACCAAUGCACCAUCUGCCUGGAGUACUGCCCCAGCCUGUCAGCCAUGCAGAAGCACAUGAAAGGUCACAAGCCUGAAGAUAUCCCUCCAGACUGGCGCAUAGAGAAGACAUACCUGUACCUCUGCUACGUCUGAGACGGGAACGGGGUGAAGUGAAUGCGGAGGGAGAGAGUGGAUGGGGGCAGAGAGGUAAGAGGAAUGUAACGGCGCGGGCAGGAGGUCUUGAAGAUUGAGGAAUGUCAACAAGAAGAUGCUUGAAGAAAAAAAAAGAGCGUUUGUUUAGUCUUUUUGUUUGGUUUUGUUUUUACAUGCAAAGGCGGCGACGAGGAGCUGGGUGUAGGGGUGGGGGCGGUGGGGCUAAAAGACUUGGACAUGGAGAGAGUUCUCCAGCAUUGUUCGGAUUCACCGGGUCGUUCACUACAUCUGCAACUGUGCUAUUGUUUCAGGUCAUUUCCUGCAGCACCACAAAGCAAGUAGGCUGCAAAGAAGUGACUGUUUGGAUGCUGCUGCCACUUUGGUGAGAAGGCAGAUUCUCAAGGGCUAUUUGACCCUCCUCUCUUUUUUUUUUUUUUUUUUUUUUUACAUUGCUUUUUUGGUGCCAUGCUUUCCAAAUGUUGCAUUUGCUAUUUUCCAAGUUAUGUCUGGAUUUGAGUAUUUUAAUGAACAUUUUGUUUUAAGUUCUUGAACUGUUUCCUUUUCCAAUGCCCAAAAACCUGCAAGUUUAUGAGUCCAUUCUUGAAUUUCCACCAGAAGCAGCGGUGGCUCUGAGAUAGCCCCUGAGAAUCAGUGUGGGCCCCUGCAGGCUUAUGCAGUAGACGGGACAGUUGAACUGGACUAGUGGGAGUAUUAAGAUGCUGCAAACCAAGCAGGGAAGACACCAGCGCUGCUUCUCCCUGGAGGUCUCCCCGACUUCUUCAGCGGUCUUCCUGGGUCGGAGACGCUCCAGUCACCACUGGCCGCUCAAGGCCGACAACCGUCACUUUUAUGUCAUAUGUUAUUAUAAUUUUUUUUUUAGCUCUGCAUCAUAGUUUAUCAUGGCUUGAUUGCACAGGUAAAGCAAACUACGACAACAGUCUCUGUUUGAUGUCAGCAAGGUGUAUAAACCCUUCCACAAAAUAUAACUCGCUAUCAUAAUAUCGCACAAGAAAACCCAGCUAUAUUCAGCAAUAGGUGUCUGGACUGCUUCUACCCAUUUAUCCCCAUGACUAUCAGUGUCUCACACUAACGAUACCCAACACAAACUGACUCAUAGCAGAAAAGCUUCAGCUGCCGUGACUCUGUCAGCUCACCACAGCGGAGGAAAACGAAUCAUCAGGGGGAGAAGGGUUGUCGUCUGCGUGAAUCCUGUGACUCGGACGGUUUGCGGUGAACAUGCUGAGGAUGCCUUAGCUGCACAAUCCCAACGUUCGUCGGUUUUAAGGACUAAACGGCAAGAGCCCUGAAUGUGAACGUCUGGAAAUGGGGAGCGUAUGAUGAGGCUGUAUGAAAGUACAGAUUGAUGCUUCGACGUCAGAAAACGGAAAGUUCCCACCUCUUUUUAGACGUUGCUUUAUUACUUUCCCUGCCUGGAAAAGCGAAGCAUCCUUAUCGUUUGAAAUGUGCACUCUACUCAGCCCUUCUGAGGUAAACGACGCUGGAGAAGUGAAGGUGGGCAUCUCCAACUUUCUGGCGUUUAAACCUGUUCCACACAAGUGAUUGUCAUGACAUCUUUUGGGGAUUUACAUAUCCAGAAGGCAGGUGGUCACCGGUCGGAUGAGGCGCAGCCAGGCAGAGGAAAUGAGCUCUUUCUGCGGUUCCGUCUGUGCGCUUCGUCCCUCUCGUCUCUUAUUGUGGUUCUUUUUAUUGACUUUGAGUUUGAGCUCAACACAUCGUACUUGAAUUACCUCUCUCUCUCUCUCUCUCUCUCUCUCUCUCUCUUUUGCUCUCUCUCUCUCUCUCUGUUUUUUGUUGGGUUUUUUGUGUGUGUGACCUCAUGUUCCUUGUGUAUUUUAUAAUUUCCCUUUUGUUUCAUGUGUACGUUUGGGCCGGUGCGUGUCGGAGGAUGCAUCGCAACAACAAAAAAUGUGAUGAGGCGGAGCACGUUUGCAGAGAAAUUAAGUGCCACAGAGAAGAGAUUCAGUUUUCUUUUUUCAUUAUGUUUUCUGUGUUACCAAACGUGGUAUUAAGUCUGUUUGUUAAGGAGCUGGAUGGUUCGCUCAUUCGUUCUAAAAGCUACCUCUGAGUUGUUUUCAUGUUUGUUUGUUUUUUUGGG